AAAAAGAGAAAGUUCCAGAAAUAUCUCUUGUCAGAAAGGAGGGCAGAAGCAACAGUUCAUAAUCAUUGCUGUUUUUCUCACUUUUGUCUGAUAUUACUUCCAAAGGAUACCUAAAGUCUGCAGAACUACUUCAAGAUGUGUAGCUCUGUUGUUCCCAGGCUCUGGUUUUUAACAGAUCGACGUAUCCGAGAAGAUUAUCCUCAGCAGGAAAUUCUAAGGGCACUUAAAGCCAAAUGUUGUGAAGAGGAUCUAGACUUCCGUGCUUUGCUGAUGGAUGAAGUGGUCUUGACCAUUGAGCAAGGAAACCUGGGUCUUCGGGUCAAUGGAGAACUCAUCACUGCUUACCCACAAGUAGUGGUGGUUCGUGUACCAACACCAUGGGUGCAGAGUGAUAGUGAUAUUACAGUCCUUCGCCAUCUGGAGAAGAUAGGCUGCCGGCUAAUGAACCGUCCACAAGCCAUACUUAAUUGUGUCAACAAGUUCUGGACAUUCCAAGAAUUGGCUGGUCAUGGUGUGCCUCUUCCAGAUACUUUUUCUUAUGGAGGUCAUGAAAACUUUGCCAAAAUGAUUGAUGAAGCAGAAGUGUUGGAGUUCCCCAUGGUUGUGAAGAACACACGAGGUCAUAGAGGAAAAGCUGUGUUUCUAGCCAGAGACAAACACCAUCUGGCAGACCUGAGCCAUCUAAUUCGUCAUGAAGCCCCUUAUCUAUUCCAAAAAUAUAUCCAGGAGUCUCAUGGCAAAGAUGUUCGUGUCAUCGUGGUAGGAGGCCGUGUCGUGGGCACUAUGCUGCGUUGCUCAACAGAUGGUAGAAUGCAGAGCAAUUGCUCACUUGGUGGUAUAGGUAUGAUGUGCUCGCUCAGUGAACAAGGGAAACAACUGGCGGUCCAAGUUUCUAACAUCUUGGGGAUGGAUAUCUGUGGCAUCGACCUCCUAAUGAAGGAUGAUGGCUCGUUCUGCGUCUGUGAGGCCAAUGCAAAUGUAGGUUUCAUUGCCUUUGACAAGGCUUGCAAUCUAGAUGUAGCUGGUAUCAUAGCGGACUAUGCCGCUUCACUGCUUCCUCCCAGUCGCUUGACACGACGCAUGUCCUUGCUCUCUGUGGUAUCCACGGCUAGCGAGACUAGCGAGCCAGAGCUGGGACCUCCAGCUAGUGCCACUGUCGACAAUAUGAGUGCUAGCUCCAGCUCUGUCGACAGCGACCCUGAAACCACAGAGAGAGAGUUGCUCACCAAGCUGCCGGGAGGGAUAUUCAAUAUGAACCAGCUAAUAGCCAAUGAGAUUAAGCUCCUAGUGGAGUAAUGCCACAUGUAAAUAACUAUGACCAACUUUCUUGUAAAUUUUUUUAAAAUACAACCAACUUGUAGUACUGUUUAUUGGAAGCAGCUUAUGGAGGUGAGGUGAGGGUUUUAACUUGGGGAUCAGAAUCAAAACAUGCAUGUUCUGUGAAUGCUGCUUUUGUUACCUAUUAAUCUUACAGAACAUAUGUUUAGUUGUUAUUUUUAACAACUAUUUUUCAUUUGAUAAUAUUCUGUUUAAAGUCUGCAUUGGGAAAUGGGAGAAAAGAACUCGAUAAAACUUCUGUUUUUGAUAGGGAUGCCAUUAUGAUCUUUGAACUCAUAUGAAAAUGUUUCAUCUUGAUUUAUGCUAUUUGCAACUGGAAAGGUUGAUGCUACAAAAGCACCCAUGAAUUAAUACUUUGCCAACCAUCCCCUCACCUCAUUGGAGCUCAUUCUUGUUAUUAUAUGCCUUUUGCUUUAUGUCCUAUAGGAGUGGAGAGAAAUUAGAACAGCCAUUUUUUUAUUUCGUUCAAAGGUUCUAAAUAUCAGCAUUUCUAUUAUCAAUUAGAUCUGUAAAAUUGUAUCCCUGGCAAACAAUCCACAAUGGCCUAUGAAAUUCCAGACUUUAAGCAGUUUUACAGGGUGCAACUUUGAUUAGUUCUACACGAGUUUUUGAAAUAAACCUGCAACUUCUGCCAUUUCUGUAUUAACAGGUGUCCGCAUGCUUAGAUUUAAAACCAAAUUCACUUUCCUUGGGAGAAAAAAAUUACUAUGUAUCUGGAUUUUAAAAAUAAUCUUAAAACCUAGCUUCAGAUCAGGAAAGGGAGAAACUGUGUAAAAUUCAGUUUGGGCUAUUGGCAGAAGUGGCAUGUUUUCUUUUGCACAAGAACUGAGAUAAACAGCACUGUUAACUUUUGGUGUACAAAAUAAUGUUUAAUCCAAUGUGAAAAAGAAUAACACUAGUUUAAAACAAAUGUGCAUUGACUUGUAUUUGUUAGUGUUUUAGUCCUUUUUGCAAGAUAUAUGCUGUGUUACUGUUUCAUUUUUAAUACAUGCUCGUCCAACACUUCUUUCUCCAUGCCUAUAUCUUUAACAGGGGCCCAAUUUGAAAAAUACCUGUACUACUCAACAUCACCACUAAUAGUAACAAACUUAUAAAAAAAAAUCUGAUACCUAGAAAAUAUGGGAGGGGUGUGGAGGAGGGUUGAAAUGGUUGCAAAUUUCAAAACUAUAUUUUGUAAAUUUAAUGCAUUACUAUUAUUGAUAGUAGCUUUCCUUUAUAGAAGGAAAGUGGCCUGAUUUACCAAGGAUAAAUCCUGAAAGAAACAAGAAGGUUUUGGUUUUGGGAAACACUUUGCCAGUAAGGCCCAGCCAGAAUGGGAAUAUGAUUUAACACCACCAGUGUGUGGAUCUCAGCCCCCUUUGUAUGUGUCUGUAUUUUGCUUUGUUUUUGUCAUUAAUUUUUGUCUGUCCAGUUCGUCAGUCUUUUUUCCAGAAUGCCUGAUGAUCUCCUCUCCCAGUCCAUCCCUGAUACUUCUGGCUGUGCAUUUUCUUAUUAAAUUUGGUAAAAGAACCAAAACAACAGCUUUUGGUCUGUUUUAAUGGCCUCAUUUUCCUCCUCCUCACCCAUUUCUCACUUAUUUAUUUACUUUGGAGUUUAUACCGUAUUAAAAUUAUAGAAAAAUGUAAAUAAAAUCCUGUUACUUUAAAAAUAGCCAUCCACAACACGACACAGUAGAAUGUUUGUAACAGCAAGUUGGCUUAUGAAAGGGUUUUGGAGGGUGGGCAGCUUCUGUGUACAGGGUGGUUUUGUCUCAGUGCUUCAGAAUAGCAAUUUACCCUCCAGAGCUCUGAGCUUCAUUCCACUGGCCAACUUCACCACUCAACUGUCUUAACUUUCACUUGGGUAUUAAACACCACUUGUGAACACUUUACAGAGACACUAAGAAUAAAUAGAAAAGUGUUAGCCUGCUUUCAUGAAGGUUGAUCAUGCCUAUUUGUACAGUUUUUAAAAAUGCAAUAAUGAUAUUUUUGUAGAAUUAAAUGUUAUUGUUAAAAGUAAAAUAGAAGGAUGAUUGUUGGCAUUAGCUGAUGAAGCAAAAGCAAUAUUUU
Molecule: messenger RNA, 3386 nt
Organism: Protobothrops mucrosquamatus (brown spotted pit viper)
Lineage: Eukaryota; Metazoa; Chordata; Lepidosauria; Squamata; Viperidae
Gene: RIMKLB
Product: ribosomal modification protein rimK like family member B
Exons: 6
Coding region: 136-1296 (386 amino acids)
Biological process (GO): protein modification process
Cellular component (GO): cytoplasm
Molecular function (GO): metal ion binding; ATP binding; ligase activity, forming carbon-nitrogen bonds
Source: RefSeq, a predicted model, not a curated record